Messenger RNA from Silurus meridionalis, 660 nucleotides. RefSeq lists its product as uncharacterized. Bases 55 to 660 code for a protein of 201 amino acids. The transcript has 4 exons. The record is from RefSeq and is a predicted model, not a curated record. NCBI's taxonomy places the organism in Eukaryota, Metazoa, Chordata, Actinopteri, Siluriformes, Siluridae. Gene Ontology annotation, biological process: response to bacterium.
UCUACUGAACACACGAGUUGAUUUCCUCACUAUCACUGUGUCUGAACAGGAACGAUGAUCUCACUCUUUGUGGCGCUUUACUCUCUGCUUUGUCUCUGCACAGCUGUAAAAAUGUCUGACAUGAUGGAGCUUCAAGUGAAAACAUUAAAGCGUGAAGGAAAUGUAACUAUAGAGUGUAACAUCAGCAUGUUCAAAGACAAAAGUAAAGCAGCCUGGUACAGACAGGGUUUUGGAAAAGUGCCGCAGUUUUUCGCAAGAUAUUACGGGCAAAAUACUUACAAGUUUGAUGAAAGGCUUAAUGCCAGCCGCUUCAAUAUUACUGUAAGUGACUAUCAGUUUGAUCUCUAUAUUAACAACAUGAAAGAAGAUGAUAAAGGAGAUUAUUUCUGUGGAGAAAUUGAAGGAAACAAAUUAACAUUUACAUUAGGAGCACGUCUGCAAUUUGAAGAUGAGGCGAUGAAACACCAUUUUGCAUCUGGACCAGGAAAAACGAACUUGGGUUUUGUUACACCUCAGUGUACAAACAGCUGCAGUGAUUCCAGUUGUACUGAUCAGAUGCAUGUGCUCUUCUUGCUCUCCAUUGUUAGAGUUGGAGUUCUUGCCUUUAUGUUAAUUAUAUUUCCAAUCCUACUGAUUGUUUGCAAAUUCAGAUCAAAUUAG